UGUGUGUGUUGUAUGCGAACGACGUGCUGCAGACGAUUUUUAGACGGUGUGUGUGCAAAGCUUUCAUUUCGUGUACAAAAAGCAAUAGGAAAUCUAGUGAGAGUUCCGUCAUUUCUGAAGUUCUUUUGCUUGGAAACUAAAUCAUUUACAUCCAGAAUGUUACCCUCAGCAUGGACAGAUACCAAAGAAGUUGAGUGAGCCUUUUCCACAUGACAAGCACAUGAGAGCUAGGAAGCUAAAACAGGUGUGUAAAAAGACGUCAAUUAAGAGAGAGUCUGUCUAGGUGUCAGUUUCCUUUUGUAAUUGAAUGGCAGGCUUAGGAAACUUAAGCUCAGCCUUUGAACGAAUGCAGAUGGAUAGCCCAACAUCAAACGAGUCGGCUGGCUCAUCCUCAACAACGAGUAUGAGUCACUCUUCAAACUCUCGCUCUAAUUCCUCAGCGUCUCGCAACUCAUCAGUCUCAAGAAACUCAUCAACGUCUCGUUGCAGUCGAGCUAAUCAUAGCUCAGUACAUGAUUGGGACGGGACGAGCGGUAACCAUAGAGGGAGUAUAGACACUCUCAAUACGAGUAUCCAUGACGACUAUGAGUGCGUCGAGCGACAUGACUGUCUGACAGAACUCGAUAAAGUCCCAUGGGGUGAGAGACACAUUACAAGGAUACUACAGGUUGAGCGUACGAGACAAAUCAUUAAAACUGUACCCUACGAUGUCAUACAGCGAGUGUCGUAUCUUCUACAGCGCCCUCUAGUACGCAUCGCUAAGGAAGCGCAACGUCUGAGCGUCAUGUAUGGAAAGUGCACAAAAAACGAGAUCCACACUGCUAUAAAGUUGAUUCUUUCCCAACCGCUGGCAGAGGUGUGUCUUUCGUCGUCUCUUCGUGCUCUCUCCUUAUACCAGAUGAGUUCGGAAUGUUACCAGAAAAGCAAGAAAUCAAGAUCGGAACUGAUAUUUCCCGUCGGACGUUUCUACCGCUGGCUCGUCGAUACCAAGAUAUCGCUACGCGUCCACAGCCACGCGGCCGUCUAUCUAGCGGCCUGUAUGGAGACAUUGGUACUGGAGAUAUUUUGUCGCGCCUGCGUCGAUUAUGAGAGAUCAGACGGGGAACUUUCAAUGGCGGUGUUGGAGUAUGGGAUUGCUAAUGAUAUGAACUUAUGGGGAAUCAUGCAACCAUUCGAGCAUCUGAUCUGUGGACGGAAUUCCUCAGGUGUCGUGACAUUAUCCAGUUCCUCAACAACCAUCUCAACUCUCUCCUCCUCCACCCUAUCCUCAUCCUCCUGCUCCAGAGGGAGUGAGCACAGCCGAGGGAAGAGCUCCUGCCGAGGAUGUGAGAUCAAGACUAAUGGGAGUCUUCAGGAGAUUAGCAAGGCGGUAGAGCAAAGCUUGCUAGCCACCUGCGUAGGUAGCAUUGCUGAGUUAGGUGAUCUUGUUUGUCGAGCGAUGCAUUACCAACAAGGACGGCAGAAGAUUCCUAGUAAUCUGAACGGUCGUCAGAGUACAACGUGGUCUCCUAGUGCACUACAUACUCUCUACUACUUCAUGCGUUGCAGUCAGCUGGAAUACAGUGAUAACCCAAAUGUAGAUCCACCGAUGAUACAACUCAACCCGGAGAGGCCUUACACUGUCUUACCUCCUUUGAUUGAGUGGAUUCGAGUAUCAACAACUCACUGUGAGCAUAGAUUGAGCUGCAUCGUAGACAGUGACAAUGUUAGACAAGCUGCUAGAUUACUACUACCAGGCAUUGACUGCCCCGUUAGACCACUCAGCACUGAUGAAGUUUUAUGUUCAUCAAGACAUCUGAAUGCUCACCAAUCAGCUUUACGCUUCCAGCAAGAUCUUGGCUUUAAGAUGUUAGCAUGCGGCCGAGCAGAUCUCGUCUCUGAAGCCGUGUUGCUUCUGGGUAAAGAUGGAAUCAACUCAAUUAGUGAACAGGGGUUAACAGCGUUGAUGUUCGCCUGUUCUAGAGGGGAUGAGGCAAUGGUACAGAUUCUCAUCAAGAAUGGCGCCGAUGUAGACCAAUCGGUUCCAAGUCAGCAUACCACCUACCCGUACAUCCAUCCCGCAAUUAGACAUUGGACAGCUUUGUCAUUUGCUGUUAUCAAUGGAAAUGUCUCCGUUGUCCAGCUGUUAUUAGGUGCUGGAGCUAACGUUCAUGGAUCUGUAGAUAUCAGUGGUGAUAACUACACUGAGACACCGUUACAACUUGCAUCAUCAGCAGGUAAUUAUGAGAUUGUCUCGCUGCUUCUGUCAAAGGGAGGUGAUCCAUACCUGACGACGGUGCAUAGAAACGGAAUCACAACCAAGGGUCACAAUAACUCCUUUGCUUUAGCAGCAGCUAAUGGUCAUAGGAAUGUCUUGAGGAAGCUUCUUGAGCAACCACGGAGCGUCAAAUCAACAGACAUCUUAUCCUUAGAAGAAAUCUUAGCAGAAGGAAAUGAACCUGAGCCUAUGGUUCCUAAGAUGCCCAAGUUAAGACGAUCUGGAAGCAAAAGCAAAAUAACACUUGCUCUACAGGAGGCAAUGUAUCAUAGCUGUGAGCAUGGUUACCUUGACAUGUCAAUGGAGUUAAGAAGUCUGGGCGUUCCUUGGACCUUACAUUGUUGGACUGAAUCUCUUUCUACCGCUAAGCAGCUUCAUCGUCUUGCUAUCAUCCAGUGCCUUCUUAGAGAUUUCGGAUCCAUACGUCUUGAAGAGUAUAAUGAAGAAUUUGUUGAGGAAGGUUUGACACUCAUGUUCGACAUCUUAAGACAGUGUCGGUUUGUACAUUCCUCCUAUACCCGGACAAUGCAGAUUUUAAAACGAGCAAAGAGAAUGAAUGAUGUGAUCAGUCAGCAGCUUUCUAGUAUAUUCUCUUCUCUAUUUGGUGACGAUCCAAUCCCUGGUAUCAGAGUCGUUAACACACCUCCAUCAGCAAGAAUAGGUUCUCACUAUGUGAACAAUCAAGAGAUGUCUGACGUCAUCUUCAUGGUGGAAGGGAAGCCGUUCUAUGCUCAUAAGAUCGUCUUAGUCACAGCGUCUAAAAGAUUCAAAGCAAUGCUGUCUGAUAAAUUCACAGAAGGAAAUCAACCAUGUAUUGAGAUUAGUGAUUUCAGUUAUAACAUCUUCAAGUUGGUGAUGCAAUAUUUGUACUUUGGCAGUAGCGAAGGAUUGAAGGUUGAGCCCGUGGAAGUUCUAGAGCUUUUGGCAGCGUCCAGUUUCUUCAUGGUUGAACCACUACAGCAGUAUUGUGAGAUGCUGUGCAGUCGAAUGCUCAACAUUGAGACAGCCACUAUUAUCUAUAAACACGCAAAGCUUUACAGCUCAGAAGUCCUUCAGGAAUACUGCCACUCCUACUUCCUUGCCAAUUUCCCAGAACUCUUCACUAAGAAUGAAUCUUUCCGCCAACACAUGUUCCCUUCUAAAGCCUCAUCUCAAGAUUUACUGGCAUCGUUGCAAGACACUCUCGCACAUCGUCUUUAUAUGAGGUUCCAAAAGACGACAACGGUGUGAAGGCUGAUGUCAAAGAGUACAUGCUGAAGUCCUGAAUCACAUUUCUGCUUUGUGUGUUCUUUGUUUUACUGUCCUCUAUAACAAUGAUCCUGUUAAAGACACUGGAUACAUUUGGUAAUUGUGAAAGACCAGUGUUCUCACUUGGUGAAUCUCAACAUAUG
Molecule: messenger RNA, 3648 nt
Organism: Asterias rubens (European starfish)
Lineage: Eukaryota; Metazoa; Echinodermata; Asteroidea; Forcipulatida; Asteriidae
Product: ankyrin repeat and BTB/POZ domain-containing protein BTBD11-like
Exons: 18
Coding region: 308-3487 (1059 amino acids)
Cellular component (GO): nucleosome
Molecular function (GO): structural constituent of chromatin; protein heterodimerization activity; DNA binding
Source: RefSeq, a predicted model, not a curated record